AUGUGUGACCAGUGUGCGCUGAAGCAGAUCGCGUCACCCUUUUUUGAUAGUAUUCACUCGAAAAUUGGAAAAGUUGAAAUGCUGCAAGUUUCUGUUCCAUAUGCGUACGUGUUUGUGAUCAUUUGUGUCGUUAACUCACGACCUGAUGCAGAUAGUGCUGCAACAGCUACGGAAACUUUGGAUGAACGUAUACGGGAUUUUACGAAGGUGACUCAUUUGCUCAAAGACGUCUCAAGCAAUUACGACAAACAGGAAAACGAAGCAAGCAAACAACCAGAUGAGGUGGUUUUCCCUAUGCUCUCUCUAGCAAAGCACCUGCAGCAGAUAAUCGAUGGAUCUAGUCCUGAGGUAAAAAGCUUUUUCGAAAAAGCAUUGAAACUGAAAUUGGGCAAAGACCUUUCCGAGAAGGAGACUGAGGCCGAACAAGCCGAGAUGCUCAAGCUUGUCAACGGUCUCAAUGACAUAGAAAAGGAUGAGAUACUUAAGAUGUUGAAAGCAUACGAGGAGGAGGCAAACAAAGUUGGACUGGAGGACUUAAUACUUUCCAUCAAGGAAUAGAGGCUUUGAAAGCAUGAACUGAAACUUGCCAUGGAGUCACUCAUUCUAGAAAAAAUUCAGUUUUUUUUUCAAAAUUGCAAUAACAAAAAAGCUUUCUAUUAUCAAUG
Molecule: messenger RNA, 665 nt
Organism: Cylicocyclus nassatus
Lineage: Eukaryota; Metazoa; Nematoda; Chromadorea; Rhabditida; Strongylidae
Source: the annotation of a GenBank genome assembly